Messenger RNA from Mya arenaria, 832 nucleotides. Its product is annotated as baculoviral IAP repeat-containing protein 7-B-like. The transcript has 4 exons. The coding region runs from base 111 to 395 and encodes 94 amino acids. The record is from RefSeq and is a predicted model, not a curated record. NCBI's taxonomy places the organism in Eukaryota, Metazoa, Mollusca, Bivalvia, Myida, Myidae.
GUAUAGAUAUACAAGGACAACAUUCUAGUGGUGGCAUAACCAAGUACAAAAGCGCCAUUAUCAAUGUACACCGUCGUGGAUAUGCCUGGGACAGAGCCCAUAAAGCAGCCAUGGAGUAUAUGAGAAGAGGCCGGUCCCUCAACAAUCUGGUAGCAGAUGACCUUCAAGCGAUCCUGGAGGAGAGGGACACACCUCUGAGCCAAGAAGUUCUUCUGGAGGAAAAUGAGAGGUUGAAGAGAAGAUUAAAGUGUAGCAUCUGCCACAGGAAUCAGGUCAAGGUUCUCUUCCUGCCGUGUGGUCACCUGGUGGCGUGUGAAAAUUGUGCUCCAAUAUGUACGCAUUGUCCUCGAUGUCAAACUCGAAUUACACACACAUUCCGAGUGUUCAUGAGUUAACUUUGACUAAUAAAUUUUCAUUGUUUAUUCUAUGUAUUAUAAAGCAUUUUUGUGUCAAAAUGUCUUCCUAAUAUUUGUUAACUUUUAUUUGAUAUUUCUUAAUGGUUCUGUCCCAUUUUUCAGAUGUAUAUAUUAUAUCUUUCGUUGUUCAGAUGUAAAUCCUAAAUUGAUAUGAAAUAUAUAAUAUUUGGUAUGAAUUAAUUUUUAGAAAUUCAUUAAUAUUUUUUAUUAUAUUAUACCUUUAAAUUACAUGCAAUAUUUGAUACAUUUUUAAAGGCUUUCUUGACUCCACAUUUUUCAUAUGAUUUUAGCACCUUCAUUUUUUAUGUUCUAGAUAUUUUUUAAGCAACAGACAAAUUUGGAUAAUAAUUUGCAUCGGAACUAUGUCUGUACAUAUAUUGGAGAAAAUAAAAUAUCUAUCUAUCUCAUAAUUAGUU